CCGUGCGCGGCGUGCUUGCCUUUUUAAUGCGGUUUUCUGCUAAAACGAUCGGAAAGUGAACCAACAACUGAGGACCCGUACUCACUUCCGAGCAAAAUCACGGAGUAGGAAUGAUGUGUUUAUUCUAGAUAUAUAUCCACAUACUUUGGUAUCGAUAACCGAAUCUGAGCCAAAAACUGAUUCAGAUGAUAUUCAAUAAUGAUAUUUGUGUAUACAGUACGCAAUGUGAGUUGUGAGUAAUGCGUGCGGUAAAGCAUUCUAUAAAGUAUCAGAAUGGAUCUCAUGGCAGCCUUUCCACGGGAACAUCGUUUUAAAGGACUUCUGUUCGAUUAUCCAUCAUUGGUGUUUACCACAGUGGUCGUCUAUAUCGCCAUCGUUCUAAAGUUCGGUCCGGAUUAUAUGCGUGACCGAAGGCCUUAUAACGUGCGUGGACUGACAAGGGUGUAUAAUAUUUUACAGGUGACUUGUAACUUGUGGUUCUGCUGCCAAGCACUCGAGCUGUUAUGGAGAUAUCGAGGGACGGGGCGUUUUAACAUGUUUUGCAGUCUGCCCACAACUGACCAGCCUAAUCUCGAAGGUCCGGGAGACACUGAACAUUUGAUCUUCUUUAGUACAGUAUAUUUGUACGUGCGCGCUGCUGACAUGUUUGAUACGCUGCUGUUUAUCCUCGCUAAGAAGCUAUCGCAUGUAACUUUCCUGCACGUUUAUCAUCAUGCCAUGGUAGUCACAUCGGUCUACGUCUACCUCCGAUCGGGUUGGGCAAUAUCUGUGUAUCACAUCGGAAUCCUCAAUGCAAUGAUUCACGUAGUCAUGUACUCGUACUAUUUUUUAUCGACGUUCAGUACGAUGAAACCAUACCUCUGGUGGAAACGCUACCUAACAGUUCUACAACUAAUCCAGUUCGCUAUAGCUGGCAUUUAUAUGGUCCUAUUCGCGAUCUGGAACUGUGGCUUUCCCCCGAUCGUAGUACAGUACAACGUUUCGCAGGCAGUGAUAUUGUUUGCACUGUUUAGCCAAUUCUACGUGCAGAGAUAUACAAAAGCCAUUGACUUGGUAGCCGGAAACAGGCCAGGUGCGUCGGGUUGAAAGCUGAAUGACGUCAACAUAUCGCCGCGUGAUCAACGAGUUUAGUAGAGAAGAGGACAUUCGAAAGAGAUUGCAAUAGAGCAACUGGCCAAUUGGUACGUUGAUAGUUAGAUAAAUACGCGUAGUGUAAGAUCUCAAGGACCUGGGUCUUCAAACGACGAACCGCUCUUUGGCUCACGGCUGACUUUAGGCAGUCUCACGUUAAUCUAGGUACGUUCUUGAUGUUGAAGCGUCUGAUCAAAACAUACGAGUAAAGUGAGAAAAGAAUCCUACGUUUAGCUAUCGUUGCUGUUAUACAAUGUUUUUCGGUUGAACCACGUGUUGUUAUUAUAGCUGCGUUAUGUGAUGGGCAAGUAAUAUCAAACAGACAUAUAUUUACAUUUUAUUUACUUUAUACAACAAUCACAAACUUAAUACAAAACACAUUAGCAGUUCUAACUGAGCGUCUGAAGCAAUGAACGAAUCUAAAACGCACUUUUUUUUAAAAAUAAAUAGACAGUAUUUUGUUCUGCUUCACAUUUUGACGACAUCGUAAAUUAUGUACAAAGUAAAAAGUUAGCAUAUGUCCAUAAAGUGCGGCGAGUUUUCAGUUGACAACUUAGAGCAGAAUUCAUUAGAAUGCUGCUUAUUGUACGCUAGGAUUUGGCGGCGAGAAGUAAGCUUCCACUAAGAUUUCAACUCGCGGGUUUAGUGUCAAAAAAUAAAUAAAGUGCAGUUG
Varroa destructor (honeybee mite) is the source of this 1804-nucleotide messenger RNA. RefSeq names its product very long chain fatty acid elongase 5-like. Gene Ontology annotation, biological process: very long-chain fatty acid biosynthetic process; fatty acid elongation, monounsaturated fatty acid; fatty acid elongation, polyunsaturated fatty acid. The record is from RefSeq and is a predicted model, not a curated record. NCBI's taxonomy places the organism in Eukaryota, Metazoa, Arthropoda, Arachnida, Mesostigmata, Varroidae. Gene Ontology annotation, molecular function: fatty acid elongase activity. Gene Ontology annotation, cellular component: endoplasmic reticulum membrane.